AUCUCCAGGUGACGGGUAGCAGCAUCGACAGCCCAGCGGGAAGAUGGCGGCCGCAAGUCGGCCCCCCUCUCAGCUGCUGGAACCUCUAUGAUCACCCACCCACUUCCCGACUUACACCUACACUGUGCUGAAGGUACUUGAAAGCAGGUGCAUUAGUGAGGGCAACACUCCCUAAGUGCUGUACUGGAGUGUCAGGUUUGAAUAUGCAAUUGAGUCCCUGAAAUGGGACUUGAGCCAAUAUGAAACUUCUGGAACUGGAUAUACAUGCUGCCAAUUAAUUUACUGCAGACAUACGCAUGGACAACUUAUUCAUGACAGUCAUUGAUGUUUUGUUACAAAAGGGCAAGUGGAUGGAUAAUUCGGUAGCUUUGAGGAAGAAGUUGAUGAAGAUUGAGGAAAGUUUGCGAAGCCCAAGAAUUGACUUAAACAGUUCCUGGUUAAACAACCAAUCUGAUGACUCUCCACAGCAAGAUCAUGUACCACCUUUAACAAUGGAAGAUCUCUUUCAGUCCAGUCCUAUAGUUCCUCAAAUCACCAACCGUCACCUGUCAACUGCUGAGAGAGUGCUUCCUCAAAAAAAUGUUUUUAGUAACAUUAAUCCAUCCAGCAGUUUUGGAGGCAGGACAUCUCAUUUGUCGGCUACAUCUGGUGUGGAGCAGGAAAAUGAACAAUUAUGGAAAAAGCUCAGUGCCCUACGCGAGGACAAUGUUCGUUUGGUCUCCCAGAAUCACAGUUUGGUGCGGGAAAUUGAAAGUAUACAAAUAGAGCUGACUGAAUCAAAAGUUAAAGUUUCUAAUCUUGGGCCAUCUAUUAAGGAAAAGACACAACGUAUUUCUCAGUUAAAUGGAGAUAUCCUAGAUUUAGAGGCAAUAAUAGAGUCUCAACAGGAAGCUCUCAGAGUUAUUGAAAACAAGUUGGAAGAGAGUCAAAGGAAGGUAGCUGAGAAAGACAAGCUGCUGGAAGAACUGUCAGAAGAAUGCAAAAGGAUAAAGGAAGAGCUUUAUGAACAAAGUAGAAGAGGAAGAAGAACUGAGCAACAAAGAAAUGAAGCCCUCAUUAAUGCUGAGGAGCUUACUGAAGCUUUCAAACGGUACAAGGAAAAGACUGCUGAAAAAAUUACUAUGUUUCAAGCUAAUGAAGAGAAUUGGCAAAACAGCUUGGAACACUGUGGCAAGGACAAAGAAGAGUUAUACGAGAAAUAUAUCACCUUCGAAAAAGAAUUAGAAAAAAAGAAUGAAGAAAUCAGGCUUUUAAAGCAACAGAACUACGAUCUGAAGGUGAUUCAAAGGGACGUGGAGGCUAAAAGUUCAGGGUUCUAUUCAGUUUUAUCUGAUGCGAACGAGAAGAUUCAAAUGUUGGAAAAUGAACUGGCUAAUAAAGAGACGAUUUUGAAAGAUCAGGAAGGCCUGAGACUAGAGAAUGCGGAACUAAGAUUACUCACAGCUUCCCAAAAUGAAAAGUUGCUUCAGUUCAGUAAAGAGCUUGAGAGCACUAAAUUGGAGGUGAAGAACUUGGAGUCACUUCUGCAACUGCAUCGGACAGUAAAUAAAGAGAGUGAAAGUGGUGUAUUCAGUGCAGGGAUAAUAAACUGCAGUGAUGUCUUUAAAAUGAGAAAGGAAAAUGAAAUGAAAGGCUCCAAAUUAAGUGCUGAUUCCCUUUCUGCAGACCCAAGACUGAAAUUAGGAAUGAAAGAUGGUGAAAUUCAGAAGCUGGAAUCUAGUCUGAUCAACAGCAAAGUCUCAAAGCCGCAAUAUUCUAAUGUUUUUGAUGUAAGUGGAGAUUCACUGGAUAGAAUGAGCCCAGAUCUAUCCUCAAGCAGAAAAAGGAAUGCUGAGAUAAAGACCCUGGAACAGCAUUUAGAAGAAGAACAAUGUAAACAAAAGGAAUUUGAAGAACUGCAGACAGAAUUAUUAGAAGCAGAAUCUAGAAUAUCAACAUUGGAGACUCAGAUUACUGAGCAGAUAAUCAACUGUCAGGACUUGGAAGAGCAACUCUUGGAAAAAGAAAAUGGCAUGGAGAAGAUAGAACAGGAGCUAAGAAAAACAAAGUCACAGCUUUCUACAGUGGAGAAACAACUGGAGGAGAAAACUAUAGCUUACUCGGCCAAAGCCGUGAAAAUUGUUGAAUAUGAACAAGCAUUUGCGGAAAAAAAUAAUGAAAUUGCCAAAUUGGAGAAAUUAAUUGAAAAGCAACAAGAAGAAAAUAUUGCUGCUAGAGAACAGACCAGGAAAAUACAGUCUGAGCAGUGUCAUGAACUGGAAAAGCAGAUUGAAUUACUCAAAAGAGAACUGGAAGAGGAACAAGCACAGAUGAUAAAACAAAAGAAAACAAUCUCAACUUUUCAGGAAGACAUCUAUGCCAAGGAAAGCAGAAUUCAAUCAUUGGAAUUUCUACUUGAAGAAACCAGGCAGGAAUCAAAGCAGCAAAAUGAAAGACAUGAUGCAGCAUUAAAAACCUUGCAAACUCAAGUAGAAGAAGAAACCACCAAAGUUAAAGAACUGGAAACUGCACUGGCGAAGUGCAAUGAGGAACUAAAAAUGCAACUGCAGCAAGUUGAUAAAAACAGGGAGCAACAAGAGAAAAGGUUGAGAAAAAAAUCAGAAGAGGUACAUUGCCUCCAGAAAGAACUGAAGGUGUCUGCACACAACUUAAAAGAAGCAAAUGAGCAGAAUAUUCAGCAGCAGCAGACACUGCAGCACUACCAACAAAUGUUACAGCAAGGGACAGCUAGGAUUGGAGACUUAGAAGACCACCAGGCAGAUCUACAGGGAGAGGUUUCUAAACUGGAGCAAGAGUUAUUGAAACAGAAGAUAACAUUUACAGAUGAGCUGACCAAAGCAGAAGACAAGCUUUUCAAGGCCUAUGGAGAACAGGAUUCCAAACAUCAGCAGGUGUCUGAACUUUGUAGUGCUCUGAAAGACACAAAGACAGAAAUGGAAACAUACAAAGAUAAGGUUACCAUAUUGGAAAAUGAACUUUUUCAACUAAGGCAAGAUAUUGCAAACAAGGAUGUUUAUCUUAACCAGCUAGAAGAGACUCUGCAUAAUGCACAGACAGAACUGAACAAGAAAUCUAAACAAGUUCAUGAACUGGAGGAAAAUCUGCACCAAACAGAGUCAGACUGUAGGAAUUCAGUGCAGAAAGCUCUGGAGAUGGACAGUCAAUUAAAGAACAUGUAUAAAGAAUUACAAGACACUUUAACUCAGUUUAAGGAGCUUCGAGAUGUAUUUCAAAAGGCUCAGAACAGCAUUGAAGGAAAGGAUUGCACCAUUGAAGAGCUAACAAAUGAACUGAGACAAUGCAAAAGUGAAUUGCAAGAGAAAGAUGCAAACAUCAUUGAUAUGGACCAAGCACUUAAAGACAGGCAAUGGGAGCUUCAGCAAAGAGCGGCUCUGCUUACAAAAUUGGAUAUGAAUGUUCAAGAACACAAAACUGAGAUGGAACAGAAGAUUAUUCAUUUACAAGCUUCUUUAGAGAAAGCAGAAUUGAGCAUUAAGGAACGGAAUAAACAGGUGGGAACUUUGGAUGAAAAGCUACAGUCAACACAAGAACAGCUCUGUGAGAAAGACUUUGAACUACUACAGAAGGAACAGCAAAUUAAUCAUCUGAAAAGUGAAGUUGAAGUAAAACAUUUACAGAUUGAGGAAUUCAAGCAGAUUCUGACAAGUAAGGAGCAGUGCAUCAUAAAGCAACGGCAGGAAGUAUUGGGUGAAAGUCAAAAAGUGCGCUUAGCUCAUCAGCAAAUGCAACACUGUCAUUUGGAAUUGAAGGAGGCUCGACAACGGCUGGCACAGAUACAAAAGGAAGCAGACCGCUUAACUCUUGAGUUGGAUCAAGCUAUUCAACGAUCUCAUGAAAAGGAAGUGCAUGCUGCUCACCUUGCAGAAGACUUGUCUGCUGCUCAAGCUCGAGAAACUCAAUUAGAGUUCAAGAUGCAGGCAGAGAUAAAGAAGUUAAAAGAAUUUGUGGAACACUUAAUGAAUGCUCACGAAGAAGAGGUCAAAGUGCUGAAAGAAAGCAUACCACAGUUAAUAGCAUCUACUGAGGAGUGCUCUGCUACCCAUAUCUCAAAUGAACAGCUGCUACAAUUGAAGCAGGAGCUGGAAAAAAGCCAAGAAACAAUCCUACGACUUGAGUCAGAGCUCCACUUUCAAAGGGAGGUGAUAAGUGCUACUCAAGAAGCUCUCAUAAUUAAGGAAUCUGAAGUAACAAGGCUGCAAGUCAAAAUUUCUGGAUUUGAACGAGCCAAGGGAAAACAGCAGGCACCUUCUCCCAUGCUACACCUUCAGAAUGAAGCUGAGAAUAGAAAAAACUUUACAGGGAAAGCAAGGAGUUUCUACCCUUUUGCCGAAAAUAUGAAUAUAUCUUUUAGUGUUAAUGAUAUGUAUGGGAUUGAUAUUGGUUCAGCAUUAAAUUCCAUGCAUCACUCUAACAGGAUUCGAGAAGGUCUUGAACAAUCUUUCAACCCCAGAUACAUCAGCUUACAAGAUACUAAGGAUGUUUCCAAUCAGGGUGCUGCUUUACUCUCUAGCUCUCCAAAAGAAGAAACUGAAGAAAAUUUGGAACUCACUAAGCUGGCUAGCAAGAGUAACUUGGAAACUUUAAGUGCAAUGUCCAGUGAUUUUACUGCUAUGGAGCAAUAUAAUACAAAGCUGGGCUGUCCAACUGACAAGUCAUCUGGAUUGUCUGGCGAACAUGUUAAAUCAAGAUUAAAAGAAUGUUCAGCAGGAAAGCUUCAGAUUCCAAAUGCGGAGAAUGCCCACUGUCUUAAUGAUUCCGACUUACAAGAACCAAGUCAUUCUUCCCUGCCAAUGAAAUAUGCUGAAAAGUGUCAUUUUCUUCAACUGUGUAUGAAUGACUUUUCUGAAGAAUCUGAACAUGAUCAGUCACAAAAGUGAAUCAACUACAGGAUGAAGAUACAAUUAGAAACCAGUGGCAUUCAUAUGAGAUACUGUAUGCAGCAAUGUUGGGAAUGCAUUGACUUUAUGCCAAGCAGAGCUCUGGCAAUAAAUCUUCUCUAAUUUCAUAGUGCCAUGCAGGUAACUUAUUGUGUAAGUGACUUUUUUAUGUUGGUGGGAAUUUGCUUUUAGAGAAAUAACAGGUGUAUUUCAUUGAAAUAUUUUAAUUUUUCUAUGUAAAAUAAACUCUCUAUUGCUGAA
This is a messenger RNA of Hypanus sabinus (Atlantic stingray), 5159 nucleotides long. It is a transcript of the gene ccdc18, whose product is annotated as coiled-coil domain containing 18. The transcript has 31 exons. The coding region runs from base 297 to 4898 and encodes 1533 amino acids. The record is from RefSeq and is a predicted model, not a curated record. Lineage: Eukaryota; Metazoa; Chordata; Chondrichthyes; Myliobatiformes; Dasyatidae.